AUGACUACGUUGCAGAAAAAAACCCAUGUCCCGAAAUUUGGGGACUGGGACAGUGAAAAUAUAUCCUACACUGCUUGUUUUGAGAACGCUCGUAAAGAUGGGGUGAAGAGGAACCCAAAUGAUCCUGAAGAGAACCCAGAGGCCUUCAAGGCCAUGCUUGAUUUCCAAGCAGCACAGCCUCCAUACAAUGGCAUGAGUUCCAGCAGCACAUCAAGAACCUUGACAAACCCUAAAGCAGACCAAACUGGGGGAGACGCAGGCCAUGGGGCGCAUCGACGAAAGACUUCUGUAGGGAGCCGCAAGAGUAACAUGUCGGAGUCUGGCAGUGAAAGGAGCAACUCAGAUUAUUCACUGUUGCAGCAGCAACAGUCAAGACACAGACGUGAGAGAUCUGAUAGAAGAAAGAGUAGUUUGGCUUCGUCUGGAACUGGAAGCGAUCAUAGCAGCACGUCCCAUUCUCAGAGCAAGCCUAAGAGUACUACCAGUAGCCAUCACUCUCACUCUGAUCUUCUUAGUCACGACACUGUGAGUUCUCUUUCCGAACAAACACUAAAAUCCUAA
Molecule: messenger RNA, 561 nt
Organism: Prunus dulcis (almond)
Lineage: Eukaryota; Viridiplantae; Streptophyta; Magnoliopsida; Rosales; Rosaceae
Product: NOI-like protein
Exons: 1
Coding region: 1-561 (186 amino acids)
Source: RefSeq, a predicted model, not a curated record